CCUUGGUUUGAUUCAUUGCAUUCAUUACAUUCAAGUAAUCGUAGUGGCGAGUUUGCAAUUCUGUGUUUUUGAAGAUGACCAAAAUACUUUCCAUGAGAUUGAAUCUGCUCAGCUAAAUAUUUCAACCGAAGCUGUUGUAUUUCCAGUUUUUUCGUCAUUCAAUUCCUGCUUGUGUUGGAGGGAAGGUCUUACGGAAAGUCGUGCUCAAUAUUGUCAAUUGAAGUCAAUCAUGACGGAUAACAAUUGUAACGAGAAAGUUAAUAUUUUUUGCAACCAAAAUGAUAUUAGUGAAAAUGGUAUUCAAGUGGAAAGUCGUCGUGAACUGAAUCCUGUGGAUCAUAUGAGACUACCUAUAGAUGAUGUCCCUGUUAGCGAAGCCAAUACUGAACUGAUUUAUGUGGACAAACAGAUGGAUCUACCCAAUGUUGAUAUUCCUGUUCAUGCUGAAAGUGAACUUGUUCCUGGGGACCAACAUAUGAACCCACCUGAAGAUGAUAUUCCUGUUGAAGCCAGUAGUGAAAUAGUUUCUGGUGAUCAACACAUGAACCCACCUGAAGAUGAUAUUCCUGUUGAAGCCAGUAGUGAACUAGUUUCUGGGGACCAACACAUGAACCCAACUGAAGUUGAUAUUCCUGUUGAUUCUGGUAGUGAAUUUGUUUCAGCAUACCAACACAUAAACCCACAUGAAGAUGAUAUUCGUGUUGAUCCUGGUAAUGAAUUUGUUUCUGGGGAGCAGCGUAUGAAUUUUCCUGAUUUUUGCAUUUCAGUUGAAGCUAGUAGACUGGAACUGAAUGUUCACGACACAGAGACACAAAAUAUCAUAUCUGUUGAUGAACUAAAGCAACCCAAUUCUCUUGUUGAGACAGAAGAAGAUUUCUCUCAGGGAGAGCAGAAUUCUGAAUCAAUGUACCUCGGCGUCGGCCUUCAGGUUGAGGACAUCGGAGAAGAGGAAGUGAUGUUUCAUGAUAUGAAUGAAGAGAGAGGUACAUUGCUUGAUUCAAGAGUAUUGGUUGCUGAAAAUUGGUCCAUUGAAGAAGAAACAAGGGAUCAGCCAAUGAAUUUUCAUCACACAGAGACACAAAAUAUCAUUUUGGUUGACGAAUCUGAUCAACCCAGUUUACUGGGUGAGAUUGAAGCACACCUUCAGGGGGAGCUGAACUCUGAAUUAAUGCAGCUCUACGUCAGCCUUCUUAUUGAGGACAUGAGAGAAGAGGAAGUGAUGUUUGAUGAUAUGGAUGAAGAAAUGGGUGAAGUGGUUGACUCGAGAGAUUUGGAUGUUGAGUUUUGCUCCAGCGUGGAGCUUGAUUGUCCAUUAACUACGCCUGAGGUUUGAUAAUGAACUCGAACAAGGCAUUUAAAAGUUAUUAUAUUAGUAAUUUUUUGACAGGGUUCGAUUUAGGAGAAAAAAUCGAUUUGCAACGUUUUAAAACGUGCGUUCACUGAAAGUUCAAAAUUUGUGUUCUAGCUAAUACGUUGGCUCUACAUAUGCUUAUGUUUGAAUUUGGAUAACAGCAGUAGAAGUUACGGCAGUAAAAUUGUCACUGUAAACUGGUCGUAACGUUUUGGCAUCGAUCCAUGGGCCAAACUAUACUUCAGCACCAACAUGUGGCAAAGGAUUUUAGGAUUUGAAAAUUUGUAAUACCUUUUGUCUUAUAUUAUUUUUACCACGGUCUUUAUCUGCGUAGCAUUAUUUAUAUUUGUGCUAUUAACGUAACUACAGUAAAUUAUAUGUUGAAUGUUGAAUGUAAUUGCUGUUUUUUUGUAAAUUCUUUUUCAUCAAAACAUUCACUGUACUGCGCUAUUUCAAUAAAACUUUUUCCGCUCGCGUAUGAAGCAUUCGCUACUGAACAGACAAAGCAUAUGAAAACGGCAGCCGUACUGUUCCACGUAUAAAAAAUUUCAAAAUCGCGCUCUAAUUGCAUAUUUUCAAAUUUCUGUUCGCCAAUUAUUCAUCUUCGAUACGCUAAAGCACAAUAUUGGCUUGUAAAAUGCGAUGUGCUGAUUCGAACCCUGUCACUCAUUUGUAUUGCAACCAUAAGAAACAAUGUUACAUUCUUAUGGAAUACAUAGAGUAAAUCAGAACAUGAAUAGAUUAAUUCUUAGUUACAUGCUUACUGUAGUGGUGGGAGUCGGUUGAGAUUUCACAAUCGGUUAUUGAAAUUGCCCAAACCGAUAAAUCGUCGAUUAUAAUCUGACAGAUCUCCUGCUCUGCCAUUAUAGCCGCCAUGUUGGAUUCGUCAACAACUGGUAAACCAGGCAGAGUUUCGAAAGGCCAUUGGAUUUAGCGAAGCGACAUUUCGCGACUUUUAAAUCGUUAUUGUACCUUUCAUCCGAAAAAACCCAAAAAAGUGAGGUUGAAAUUUGUGUUUUGGUUCGGACGAUCACAUAAAAGUAUUAAAUGCACAUUUUUAUUGAUUUUGAUGCUUUUUACUUAUCAAUAAAUUCAAUAAAUUUUCAACUUUUAUGGCGAUAGUAGAUUAAGAAAAAACAUAAUCGAUUGUCACUUUGCUUGAAAUUUUUGAUCAAUCAUCGAUGAUAAUCGACCAGCGUCCCACCACCAAUGUUUACUAUAGAUAGCAUGAAUCAUUUACUAAUUCUUUUUAUCUUGUGUAAAUAUUCAUUAAUAAUGAUUUUGUAUAUUAAUAAUUCCAUAUAAUUAGUUCACAGUAAAAUGAAAGUUUACUAAUGAAUGUUAGUUAUAAAAAGCCUUUUAAAAACACGAGUGCUGAGUGGUCAAAUGCUAUAAAUACCGUGCUUACAUAAUGUACGAGAACUUUAUUCUAGCAAAAAUAUAAUCUUUUUAGAAUAUUCUAAAAAAAAGUCGUGGUGUAUAUUAAAUGUGCAUUAAAAAUAUAAUCAGUAUGUUGUUAAAUAUAGAGAAUCAACAAA
Molecule: messenger RNA, 2889 nt
Organism: Xenia sp. Carnegie-2017
Lineage: Eukaryota; Metazoa; Cnidaria; Anthozoa; Malacalcyonacea; Xeniidae
Exons: 4
Coding region: 230-1333 (367 amino acids)
Source: RefSeq, a predicted model, not a curated record